AGGCCAGGCCGUGCUGCACGUGCGCUGGGCGCUGCUGCUGCCCGCCCUGACGGCCUCACGCCUCACCGGGCGGCACAUCGAGGCACGGCUGAGGCAGCUGGGCCACCCCGGUACGCCCGCCCCGGCCGCUGAGAGCCUGGCUGAGCUCUUCCAGGGGCUGGAGAUGUACAACCGCGUGGUGACGGGGCUGGCCGAGGAGCUGGGCCCCGAGGUGAGGGCUCCCGGUGCCUUCACGGUGGGCGGGGUGCUGCGGCUGCUGGCGGCCGAGCGCGGCCGGGCCGUGGCCCAGAGGCUCCGGCCCCUCCUGUGGCCCCAGAGUGGGAGCAUCAGGGAUGGACACGUCCGCUGGGAGGAUGUGGGGGUGCCGUGGCCACCCACGGCUGAGAUGGACACAGAACCUUCUGGAGCAGCAGUGGCGCUGGCGGCUGAGCUGCAGGCACUGUGCCAGGAGGACGAGGAGCUGAUGGGACACGUUUUUGGGGCGCUGGUGGCCUCAGCUGACAGCCUGUGGCAGCCGGUGCUGUCAGAGAGCCCCGAGCCCGCGGGGCUGCGGCCGGGCAGUGCUGGGGGCUGGAAGGCCGUGCGGUGGCUGGACACUGCCCGCGGCCCCGUGGCCGCCACCCUGAGCGCCCGGUACCGCCUGCUGCUCUGGGAGCAUGUGGGAGCUGUGCUGGGGGACAGCCCGGGCACCCCUCCUGCCACCCCCAGUGCCACCGUCACCGCGGCGUGGGAGCUGAGCCGUGCGCUGGCUGUUGCCCGUGUGCCCGCUCAGUGCCGGGAGGAGCUGGGGCGGCUCUGCCUGCAGCUGCUGUGCCGGGGCGUUCUCUGCAGCUGGGACACGGAUUUUACCCGUGCUCUGGGCUCAGGGCUGUCAGACAAGUGCUUGGAGGCCCCAGGGGGGUCCCCAGGGCCGGGGUGCAGCCGCACAGCCCAGCAGCUCCGGUGCCUCUUCCCAGCCCUAGCACUGGCCCUGCGCUGCCUGCGCCUGCUGCCCGCCUGCCCGCACGCCCCCCCCGGGGGUCUCUGCCUGCGGCUGCAGGUGCUGGGCCGGUGCCUGGCGGCGGUGGCGGCCGCCCACGUGGCGCUGACGGGCCGGGCCGGGCGGUACCUGGCGGCCUGGGCACUGCCUCAGUUCCUGCUGCUCACCCAGGGAGACCUGCAGGUGCUGAAGGCAGAGGCAGAGCAGCUGAUGCUGCAGGUGAGCAGGACCUUCCCAGAGCCAGGGGACAUUCCUGGGGACAGCCCCCCUGAGCCGCCCCCCAGCCCGGGAUCCCCGUGGGAGCUCCAGCUGUGCCGGCAGAUCUGCGACGUGGCCAACAGCAUCCAGCUCUUCUCCGGGGACGUGCUCUGGAUGUUCUCCACCAGCUGCAAGCGGCUUUCGGCCGAGAUCUUCGACCAGACGAUGCCUCUGGGCCGGCACUGGCGGCUUGGACCCCGUGCUGAGCUGCCCAGCUCCCCCAGCGCCUACGCGGCGGCCGCGGUGCAGGCGGUGCUGGGGCAGGUGCUGCAGGGUGCCCAGGCCCUGCCCCACGAUGCCCAGGUGCCCACCCUGGCACGGGUCACCACGGCCUUCCUGGAGGCCUGGAUGGAUCACAUCCUCACCCGCCGCAUCAAGUUCAGCCUGCAGGGUGCCCUGCAGCUCCGGCGGGACUUCGAGGCCGUGCGGGAGCUGGUGUGCUCGGAGCGCUCCGGGCUGGCCCCCGAGGCGCGGCAGGCGCUGCGGGCCCUCUGCGUCUUCCGCCACACGGACACGGCCGUGCGCUGCCUCCUGCAGCAGCCCGGGGGGCUCGGGGGACACCCCCGCCGCUGGGGCAGCCUCCGGCGCUGCUGCUCAGACGAAGGUGCCCACCCCCUGGAGCCAUCCAUGGACCCUCUUCCUGGCCUGGACCCUCUGGAGGGGCUGGGCCCAGUCCCAGGGACGCCCCCUCUGGCUGCGGAGGCCGAUGGCCCGGCCCGGCCCGAGUCACCGUUCCCGGGCAGCCAGCAGCAGUGGCUGUCCCUGCGGCUGCACCGUGCCCGCCGCUGGCGCGUGCCAGGGCUGCCGUGUGUGGGGAACAGCCCCGAGGGCUGAGCUGCAAUAAACCUGCAAA
Molecule: messenger RNA, 2090 nt
Organism: Camarhynchus parvulus
Lineage: Eukaryota; Metazoa; Chordata; Aves; Passeriformes; Thraupidae
Gene: CCDC142
Product: coiled-coil domain containing 142
Exons: 9
Coding region: 164-2071 (635 amino acids)
Source: RefSeq, a predicted model, not a curated record